AUGCGCUCCAACUCUUGUUCACGACUCUCAAGUUUUGCUCUGAGGUCCAAGCAUUCUGAAGACGGCAUCUUUAACUUUUCCGGCAACAACCUCGUCUCGCACGGCCUCAACUUGCGCAACCACUUUGCGGCAGCCCUGGGGGCGGCCCACAGCCUCAACUUUGAGGCAGGGGACAUGGCGACGAAGUGCCUCGAGGGGCCGAACGUCCCUCGGCUGGACGACCGUGUGUUCGACUCGGCGAUGCAAGCCUUCAACGACCUGGCCGCCCGGCCUCGGAUCCAGCACGUGUGCUCGCGCGUCGAUUGCGCGCACCUCUACACGUGCGAGGUGAAGGUGGCCGAGGCGGAGGCCCGGAGGGCUGGCAACCCCCUGAGGCCGGAGCGAACGGAGGGGUCGAGCUUUGAAUUGGCCACGUACGCCUUUGGGCAGGACAAGGUCAUCACCUUUGAUGGGACCUUCUUUGCCAACUCGAGCGCAAUGCAAGAUUCCGGCACGGAAGCGUCCUUGCACAGCAUCUGUGAGCCUGACCCGGAAGCGCCCAGGAUUGCUGGAGGCUUUACUCCUCUGAGCGUGGGUGGUGUGCGUCCCUCUGACGUGCCGCUAGAGGGAAUCGACUGCCCUUGGAAGUAUCGCAAUGGGUUGUCUGAGUUGCGGCCGGCUGUGCGUGCGCUUGCGCAAAGGUGGUGCAACUUUCGCAAGGCUCCGGCCCAAGGGAGCAACGCGCCUCUGAAGCCGAAGGGGUUUGUCGCCAUGCGAGAGGGGCUUCCGGCAAACGUCGCUGCUCUGCUCGACCUUGUGAUCGAGUCGGGAGCGUGUCGCGACCCUGCCACGUGUGCGAUUUGCAAGGCGGUGCCGCGGCGGCCGUGGAUGCAAGGGUUCCUCAAGGACGGGCCCGUGGGACCGACCGGCUGGUGCCCGACGCACUUUCAAGCGUACGAAGCCCUUCUUCACGCCCUGCUCAUCCCUCGCUACUCCUGGGUGUUUGGGCGCGUCGUCACUCUGAAGCUGCAGAGACACGCGUUGCUCGAGGGGCCGCUCGACGAGCGGGGGUUGGCGUACCUCUCCAACGACGGCCCCAUGUUGGCAGCCAUCUUGCGUCUCCAUCCCGUUGCCGGAGGGCUGUACGCCUUUCCGCCAACGCUCCGGUCGCUCGUUCGGGACAUCUACGCCACGAACCUCCUCUGCUUCGAGCCGAGCGCAAACCGGCCCGGCCCGUCCUCGCGUUCACCUCUGGCCGCUCUCCAUGAUGCUACCAAGCAUCUGUGGACAAUCGAAGCCGAGAGGCUGAGGCUCAUGGGCCAGCUUGAGGCGGCCGCAAUGGAGUACGCGGAGCGGCAAGGGGCGGCAUUGAAAAGGACCGCCAACUUGCUCUUGUUCGAGCUGGAGGUUCGCGAACCCCCGUGCUACCGCAAUGGCGGGUUCCUUCAAGCGCCAUCGGCGCUCUAUAGAGAACGGGUCGAGGCGGUAUCAACGUACGACUUCCACCCUCUGCUAUACGGGCGGCCGCAAUUUGUCGAUUGGGAGGACGCUUUGGGUCGGGGGAGAAAGGGUUCCGAGGAGCGGCUCACCCUUGAACACUGCAGCGCCCCCAACCCUCGAUCGUCAAAGGGGCGCGCGGGGAUGUUCAUCGCGUGCUGUCAAGACCGGGCCCCCUUGGGAUACCACUGGCUGAAAGGUGGCGAAUCCGUCUCGGACCUUGGAACAGUGCUCUUGACGCGGUUCCCAUUCAAGACGCUGCGGGGGCUCACGAUUGUGGAGGACGCCGCAUGCAACGCCCAGGAGUGGUUUUUGAACCGGGUGCCGCAGUUGGCCAAGUUUAUGUUGUUCGUCGUCGACCGCUUCCACUCGGGGCCGGUGAGCUGCGCACCGGCAGGGGCAAAGCGCUACGCAACGCACACGUGCGCGCCUACGCUCUUCAUUGACUCCUUUCCGCAGCACGGCCAUACGAUUACAACGGCUUCGGAGGGGGUCAAUUCUGGCCUGAAGCGAUGUGCAGCUAGCCUCCAGCAGAUCACGAGUAUUAGGAG
Klebsormidium nitens is the source of this 2027-nucleotide messenger RNA. Lineage: Eukaryota; Viridiplantae; Streptophyta; Klebsormidiophyceae; Klebsormidiales; Klebsormidiaceae. The record is from the annotation of a GenBank genome assembly.